AUGUCCCUCAGAGAAAUGAAAAGCACGUCCAGCACCAUCGUAACAAGCUCCUCCGCCUCAUCCACUACUGCUAUAGGCACGACUUCUGAGCUCCCGUCGACUUCGUCGGAGACUACUUCCAUGUCGAGCUCCAUGAGUGAGAUUACAUCCGCUGCUCGCACUGAUAGCAACUCUAGUAUUGCAUUUGAGACCGCCUCUUCCGCAUUAUCCACGGCGAUCGCGUCUAGUGGGGCACGUGGAACCUUUUCAACAGUUUCACUAGCAGCCAGCGCAUCUAACACUAUGACCAAGACAAGUUCCUCUGCCACCGCGACUGAAACGACUUCCUGCACAGAUUCUGCAUCUAGCUCUGAUGGCAGUGCUACUUCCACUAUCCAUUCCAUUGACAUUUCUGUUACGGGAACAAAAAUCGCGCCUACGAGCACGGCCACCCCGGUCGUUUCAACUAUAACCCCAGGAGCCUCGAUGACGGGGACUGAAACGUCUCCGGGUGUUUCGCCGACAAACAGUGCAACUGCCCUAGUGACGGUUACCUCUGCGUCUGCAUUUCCAACUCGCACAGCUAUGGCUUUAGAUAUAACGCAAACUACUCCAUGCGAUACUUCUCCAGGAAUUGCUUCCAGUACAGCACUCCAGUUUGAAUCUCCUCCGCCCUUCACAUCCGUCACUACUGGCAAAUGGAGCUCCGUUAAUAGCCAUUCUUCAGCGGCGCCAUCAAGCUCAGUCUAUAUGACUUCACUCUCUUCAAUGACAGGGAGCCCAGUAUCAACUGCGCAGCCCACUCAGUUCACAACAUCCACGGUCUACUCAACUGAAAUUGUGACUGUUACUGCGCGUCCAUCAACUGUGUACGACUGUCCUGCAUCCCAACGGACAACUUACGUUACGACGAAGACCAUCGCCACUUCGACAACAGUGUGCCCGAGAAUUGAAAAAUUUCAGCAGACGGAUUUAGCGAUUGAGAUCACUGCCGCAUCUCGUGCGGUUCCUCAGUCAACACUGUACAUCGUAGCUCCUCCAGCAACCACACCAGGCUGCGUUGGCCCGACUGCAUUCACGCAAACCAUGUCAGGCGCGACGGUGUCAGCUUCUAUGGCUGCCUCCUCCCUAGGCAGCAGCAGUGCCACAUUGAAGGCGCGACAGGGCCAUUUUCGUCUCCAAGCUGUGCAGAAAGUGACGAUUCUCCAGCUCAGAGUUCCGUCGCAUCGCAAGGUACAAUCAUUGGUCUCCCGAAACCCGAUGAUAUUCAAACCAGCAACAUCAGCCCAGUACCCACAGGUUGUAUAA
Coccidioides posadasii C735 delta SOWgp is the source of this 1287-nucleotide messenger RNA. RefSeq lists its product as uncharacterized. The record is from RefSeq and is a predicted model, not a curated record. Lineage: Eukaryota; Fungi; Ascomycota; Eurotiomycetes; Onygenales; Onygenaceae.